CCUGCCAGGCCGGCUGAACGUGAAGAACGAGGAGCUGGACGCGAUGAUCAAAGAGGCCUCGGGGCCCAUCAACUUCACCGUGUUCCUCACCAUGUUCGGGGAGAAGCUCAAGGGGGCGGACCCCGAGGACGUCAUCAUGGGCGCGUUCAAGGUGCUGGACCCGGACGGGAAAGGAUCCAUCAAGAAGAGUUUCCUGGAGGAGCUGCUGACGACGCAGUGCGACCGCUUCACCCCCGAGGAGAUCAAGAACAUGUGGGCCGCCUUCCCGCCGGACGUGGCCGGCAACGUGGACUACAAGAACAUUUGUUACGUCAUCACCCACGGCGAGGACAAGGAGGGCGAGUAGCCCCAAAAUCCCGGGAAUUCGCCCCGGAAAUCCGGGAAUUCUGCCCCGAAAAUCCGGGAAUUCACUGCAAAAAAUCCGGCAAUAAACGCCCAAAAAAUUGGGAUUUUACUGCGAAGAAA
Molecule: messenger RNA, 465 nt
Organism: Lonchura striata (white-rumped munia)
Lineage: Eukaryota; Metazoa; Chordata; Aves; Passeriformes; Estrildidae
Source: RefSeq, a predicted model, not a curated record